Messenger RNA from Phycodurus eques (leafy seadragon), 1044 nucleotides. RefSeq names its product POP7 homolog, ribonuclease P/MRP subunit (gene pop7). The transcript is spliced from 2 exons. The coding region runs from base 276 to 713 and encodes 145 amino acids. Gene Ontology annotation, cellular component: ribonuclease MRP complex; nucleus; nucleolar ribonuclease P complex. The record is from RefSeq and is a predicted model, not a curated record. Gene Ontology annotation, molecular function: nucleic acid binding. Lineage: Eukaryota; Metazoa; Chordata; Actinopteri; Syngnathiformes; Syngnathidae. Gene Ontology annotation, biological process: tRNA 5'-leader removal.
UCGAUUUAAUCUUAAUUUGUUGUUUUAGAAGCAGAAAACAAACAUUUAUUGGCGAAGGCAAGCGUAAGUGUUGCCUCAUUUGGGCCACUUCCUGUUGUAUUCUACUUCCGGGUGACGACAACAACUCGGACUGCUUGUGUAUAAAAAAUGCUUCUGUGCUAAGAGACAACAAAAAAGCGAAUAUAUCCUCUAAUUAUCAAGCGGAGUGCCACAAAAUGGAGACAUUCAGUCAUAGUUGAUUGAGCUUUUGUCCCGAUGCAGUAUUUGGCAGGGAUAUGACCGAGUCUCGCAAUCCAGGGAUGUCGUCCCUCGCCGCGGCUGCCCCCGUGCAGGUGUCCGACAUAGACCCGGUGGAGUACACCCUCCGGAAGCGGCUACCCCGCAAACUCCCCAAGAGGCGCAACGACGUGUACGUCAACAUGAAGACGGACUUCCGGGCGCAGCUGGCCCGCUGUCAGAAGCUGCUGGACGGCGGCGGCCACCGGGAGAUCUGCGUGCACGGCCUGGGCCUGGCCAUCAACCGGGCCAUCAACAUCGCGUUGCAGUUGCAGGCCAGCAGCCAGGGGGCGCUGCAGCUGGCCGCAAACACCUCCACGGUGGAGCUGGUGGACGACCUGGAGCCCGAAGACCCCGACGAGGCCUCCGAGCCCAUGACGCGCACGCGGAACAACUCGGCCAUCCACAUCAAGGUUUUUUACCCCGACCCCCAGUGAGCGACCAACAAGCAGCCGGAAGAAUUAGUUUUUUUCCCCCCGGCUGCGUGGGAGUGUUUCGCACCUAUUAUUUAUUUGGAUUACUGAACUGAUGCUUUUGCAAGACCUUGGAAUAUUACUUGCUUUCCAUACGCACCGUUUAUCGUUCAUAUCUCCAGUGCAAUUUUGAUGUUACUGCUUCGUGUCGUUGUUUUGAAUGUCCACCGGGUGUCAGUAGUUGAUAAACUUCACGAACCACCGUUCUUCGUCAGUCCCAAACGUUUGCCAGAGGGAGUCUUCUGUUUGUAAAUUACAAAUAAAAUGAGCUGCAAGACAAACAGCAGUGUGUAAG